GCGCGGCGGUGGACGCAUCGCCUCACACGCAUCCAACUCAAACAUGAUACGCAACGUCGCUUUAGUCUGGGCCGCAGUGAUCGCCAGCCAUCUGUGCGCGGCGUUGCCUUUCGCGGACCCUGAACCCAACCCUAUCCACCGAACCCACGUCAGAAUUCAUAUUCCCCAUGAAGUCCACACGGUGCACCAUCACCACGUCGAGAAGGUACCAAUCCUACACGAGGUACCCGUCAUAAAGGAGGUACCAGUUGUCCACACGGUACCGAUUGUGAAACACGUACCAGUAGUGAACACGGUACAUGUUCCAAUUAUUAACACUCAAAUUGUGGAAAAACCCGUCUUAGUACCUUACAAGGAACAUCUUAGCUUAUGGCAUUAAUUUUGGUAUUUUUUUCUUAAGCUGUAUUAUACUCACAAGGUAAUUUGGUAUUAAAUAAAUAGAUUA
This is a messenger RNA of Aricia agestis (brown argus), 445 nucleotides long. RefSeq lists its product as uncharacterized. NCBI's taxonomy places the organism in Eukaryota, Metazoa, Arthropoda, Insecta, Lepidoptera, Lycaenidae. The transcript is spliced from 3 exons. Bases 44 to 379 code for a protein of 111 amino acids. The record is from RefSeq and is a predicted model, not a curated record.